This is a messenger RNA of Haliotis rufescens (red abalone), 8107 nucleotides long. RefSeq names its product inter-alpha-trypsin inhibitor heavy chain H3-like. Lineage: Eukaryota; Metazoa; Mollusca; Gastropoda; Lepetellida; Haliotidae. The transcript is spliced from 16 exons. The coding region runs from base 126 to 3116 and encodes 996 amino acids. The record is from RefSeq and is a predicted model, not a curated record.
UUGUUUGAAUCAUAUCCUGAAAUUCAAGUCGUCGGCCUUGAGGAUUCCCGGCUAUAAAUGUUGAUGUAGUGAGGGCUGGGAAUCAGUUUGACACAGUCAGCCACUGGAGCUUGGUUCAGUCUAAGAUGCUGCAGGCGUUUGGUCACGUGACCCUUGCAUUGCUGGGAACGGUGGUUUAUAUUGGACCAGUGUUCGCAAAUCAGCUGACCGUGAAAUCCUUCCUGGUUCGCUCUCACAUCCGUUACCGGUUUGCCUCCACCGUAGUCGCAAGCACCGUCAUCAACGACGAUGGAACACAGAGCCGCGAGGCAGUGUUUGAAGUCGUGUUGCCCGAGGAAGCCUUUAUCUCCAACUUCUCCAUGACUGUGGAUGGAGAGGUGUACGUCGGUCGCGUGGAGGAGAAACAAAAGGCCUUGACUUCCUAUCAACAGGCCAAGGACCGCGGGGAGAGUGCUGGCUACAUCAAAUCAACUGCGAGACAUUCAAACAAGUUUGACGUGUCGGUGAACUUGAAGCCUGGAAGUAGUGUGACCUUCAAUCUGACCUAUCAGCAGCUGUUGCCACGUUGCAAGGGGAUGUAUGAACAGAGAAUUCACGUGAACCCGGGUCAACUGGUGCGUGAGGUGAAGGUUGAGGUCUUCAUCGAGGACAGCCGGGUCAUCACGGCAGCGACAACCGAGUUUCCAAGUGGGGAAAACAGCAAUGUGUUUGAGGAGAUUGGUGUGUCCGUAUUGUCACCAAGUCCUAACAGCCGAUACAUCGUAUACAACCCGUCACUUGACCAACAGAAACUUCUUGGCAAGAACGGGGUCAACAAAGAGCUGCUUAUCAAGUAUGACGUGGACAGAGAUCAGAACGCAGGGGAGGUUUUGGUAGUUGACGGGUACUUCGUUCACUUCUUUGCCCCCGAGAACGCUGGUGAAGACAUCCUCCCGGUCCCCAAGGACAUACUGUUUGUCCUUGACAUCAGCGGUUCAAUGUCAGGAACCAAGAUAGCGCAACUGAAGGCAGCCAUGACGGUUAUUCUUAAAGAGCUGAGCAAAACCGACAGGUUCAACAUUUUCCUCUUUGAUGACAGACUUAAGAAAUGGAAGACGGCGCUUGUCCCCGUUGAGUCGAGUACCAUCGAUGAAGCACUCGACUAUGUUAGUCGACUGGAAGCGGAAGACUCAACUAACCUGAACAUGGCCUUGACCGACGGCAUUUCCUUCAUGCUGGAAGAAAGGUACAAGGAGCACACGCCUGUGAUGUUCUUCCUCACAGACGGUCAGCCCACGGUUGGCACCAAGGACCCCGGCUCCAUUGCUAAGAAUGUCGAACGCCUCAAUGAGGAUGUUGUGUCUCUGUUCGGACUGGCGUUUGGUAAUGGAGCUGAUUAUUACCUGUUGAAGGUGGUCUCCGCCCAGAACAGCGGUUUUGCUCGGAGAAUAUACGAAGCUGCCGAUGCAGCUGAUCAGGUAGAGGGAUUCUAUGAUGACAUUUCCACCACUGUGCUACGGAACUUGAACAUCAAAUAUCUCAACGGCACAGUCGAUCCCGACACCCUGACGACGACGGUCUUCAGGAACGUUUUCAGGGGCAAUGACGUGGUCGUAGCCGGUCGUAUGAGUGACUUCAUCAAUACCUUGAUUGGUGCUUCACUGACUGCAGACAUCGGCACAGGAAAAUUGAAUGUGGUUCUGGAUAACCACAGCACACAACCCAUUGAGCCAUCGACAAACAACCCCUAUUUUACUAUUCCAAUGGACUUCGCGUCUGUUAUUGAAAGGAGCUGGGCAUACCUGAGGAUCAAGGAUCUGCUACUGCAGAAGAGGAAGGACGAGUAUAAGAACGAGAAGUCCGAUGUUGACCGGAAGAUUACGGAGUUAGCCCUCAAAUAUAAUUUUGUCACUCCUCUGACGUCAAUGGUGGCAACGAAGCCAGAGCAACAGGCAACAAAGACGAACAUACGCGGCGACGAUUACAAGAAGGAGAGGCCCGUUCAUCGGUCACAUCAACGGGCUUAUUUCCCACAAGCAAGUGUACCACGCUAUAACUCCAUGGUGAGUCGCAAGAUCGUCAACCCUGCUGUAGCUUAUGGAAUACAAUCUGGACAACAAUCAUUCCCUUCUGGAAUACUAUCUGGACAACAAUCAUUCCCUUCUGCAAUACAACCUAGACCAAAAUACAACGGUGGGGGGGCUAGUUCAGUACGCAGAUAUUUCAAGAGACAAAGAUAUGGCAUGAGGACUCGCCCAAGAACUGGCCCGAUGACUGUCUUGAGGACUGCCCCGAGGAUUGUCCCGAUGACUAGGUCGACUAUAAUCCUGACGACUGUCGCGACGACUGCCCUGACGACUGUCCCGACGACUGCCCCGACGACAGUCCCGACGACUGUCCCAACGACUGCCCCGACGACAGUCCCGACGACUGGCCGGACGACAGGCCCGACGACUGACCCCACGAUUGAUCCGAUGAUUCGCCCGUCGACUGGCCCGAGGACUGGCAAGGGCAGGCGGAAGAAAUCAAGAAGAAAAUCACUUAAGAACAAAUCAAAGAAGCGAAAUAUGAGAUGCAAAAUUGUGAAAAUGUUUCUGGACGGGUUUGGGACAACAACAGACAAACAAAUGUGUUCAAGAGCGCUCAGAGUUCAACCAGGAACAUUCCAGAUCUACCCAGCUCCAUCCACAAUACCGACUGAAUCUCACAUAUACGUGCAAGCGACUCUUAAGCGAGUAUCGUCAAGGGUGUUGCUACAAGAGAUCAACAUCCACCUGAAAGAUGCCAACAUGUCCUACAAAGUCGUGAUGAAUACGUCCGACGUCAGCUCCAAGGUAUGGCGGACGCCGGACACGCCCACAGGCCAUGUGGCAAUCCACAAGCAGGCGACGUGCAGGCGAACAGUGGGUGUGGCAAGAUACUUCAUCAUGGUGCAUCUGACACAACCCGCGGGGGCGGGGUCAGCAGCAAGAAGAAUUAAGAGGGACAUCAAAGGAAAAAUAAGGAGAAAACUUAGGAAAAGUCUUACAGCAAAGGUGUGCGGAGCUUCCUCCAGGGUGGAAAAACUCAACUCCAAGAGUAAGAGACUGAAGGGGACCGGGUACCUGUUCCAGUCUGCCUCCGUCGUCAACUUGUAAAUGGGGAGGACCACGUACUGCUGGCAUGUUGAAAAGCAAGAUGAUCAAUGUUAUUUGAUUUCUUUUCAAUGAAACACUUUAAGGACUUUAGGGAGGUCACGGUAAAGGGUGUAUCAAUGAACUGCUUGGAAGUAGUUUGUUGUGUCUGUUCAAUCUUAUUAAAAUCAUAGUUCUCUGAAACGGUACCUUUCAACGUUGAGAUAAGUCAACCACUCGUUAGGAGGUCGCGUUAACAGAACUUUCUAGUCAGCCAAUCAGCGUAGAUGAUUCUAAAUUCGGGACACGGCCAGGGAAGCAUUCAGGAAUCGCACCCAAACCGGAGUACAAUCAAAGGAAUAGAUGUGUUUUGUGUGGUAUUAUUUUAUGACGUGAUCUACUAUUGAUGGGAUGCCAGAUCUUCACACAGGGAAGUAGAGUUACGGAGUAAAAUGACUUUGUGAUAGGUGUCUCUAGUAUGGAAGAUCAGAUUUCGGAUUAAGGGACUGAUGAAAAAUGAAUGCAAAUGCAAAUGAAAAAGUAACGAAACAGUAAUAGUUGAUGUAAACAUAACAUUUUGUGUGUGUUAUUGUUUCAUAAUCUGGCAGCAGGGACAGUGGUGGCUGGUAUUUUCCACCAGUUAUUGUCCCAGAAAACUUCUUGAAACAACAAAUUAUAAUGCUUCAAACUGCUGAGAAAAACCAAAUUGCUGGUACAAACCUUACAUUCUUCCAAGGUGUGUUUACAACAUAAUUAGGCUCAUAGUUUGAAAGAAUAAUCUGGGUUUGCAGCUGUGGCUGAAUUAAUAUCCAGCCUCCUUACAAAAUCCCCCACCCCUAUAUCACUUGUUUUGUCCUUAAAGGCAAAUGAGUGGUGAAAAUCAGUGAUGACACCAGGUGUUCCCGAUUGGUACCUUAUCAUUUGCAAUAUAACUAGCCUCACAACGAUAUACUGACUUGAUGUUCCUACUAUGAUACACAUGCUCUCUGCUCAGUUUGAUACCCUAGUUUUACACAAUAUUUCUUUGGCUUAUCCGAUGAACUGUGUUGACCUCCUUUUCGUUUGAUUACUGUGGUAUGUUUGUACUAGUACCUGAAGAGUCAGCGCAUGUUGUGUACAGCAACGUAUGGAGGAGGAAAACACAUAUAGGCGCAUAUACAUACACAAUAAAAAGAUAAUAAAAAUCGAGUGAUUCCAUGGCAUUAGGUUGGCUAACCAAGCAAUAUUUUCUGCUUAAAUUGUUUAAUAAAUCUAAAAUAAUUAAGCCAUGUUCGCUAACGGACUACUGUUUCUUGGUUGGCUGAUAAUAGAGUAGGCGGGUUUUAGCACUGAUCGAUUUCACUGAUUUCUUAUCUUUGUCAACAUUUUUAUGUCAAUUAUUAAAUAAGCAGUUAUUGUUGACUUAUGUAAUUAUAGGAAUUGACUUCACCAUUGCCCUGUUUUCUGAAAAGAGCGACAACAUACUGAUGGAGAGAAAUAUAGAAACGGGUACAAUUUUUUAUUUGGCAUGUGUUUUUUUCAGGAGAAAGCAGAAUGUACUUUCACAGACUGGUCACACAUAGGAUAUCAAUGUUUCAAUGGAAAAAAUAUGUGUCAGUUGUAAUUUACAAUAAUAAACUUAAAUCGCAAAAUACGUGCACUCAUGAAUGUUCAGCAUUAUCACACUCGCAAAGCUUGGUUGAAGCAUGAAGUCCGACUUAAAUCAAGUAUUGAGUGCGAUGGAAACAGGUAGAAAAGUCGGUGUUUUUCCGAAAGGUAUCAUUUCGGUAAUGCGCAAGUUGACAGACGCAAGUCAGGUGGUGGAAGGGUGGGCUCGAACCUUCCUCGUCUCGCUCCUAUAUGGGCAAAGUAGGCGUUCCAGAAUCGCCAUGCCUGCGGAAGUGACGACACAGUGGAGAGAGAGAGUAUUACAGGCAUAAAGUGAUCAAAUGAUACAUUCACACUGCAUAUAUCACGAACUACAUCCGACUAAUACAUCUUAAUUUGCUAAUUAUAAUGCUUGAUAAUAUAAGGUCUAGGGACGUGCAUGCAUGUGUAUGAUUGUCACUGCUUGUACUAGUCAUAGCUUUCCCCGGUUUCAUAGCGCUGGGUAUGGGACAACGAUGAAACUGACACCAAAACCAAUACCUUGAAGGAUAAUGAGGGGAGGUGAAUUUUAACGUCACAUUCAUGAUUAUUGUACUUAAACCGACGUACAUGCAUGUGUACGGGUGUGUGUCUGUGUGUACUUGUCUAUACCUGUGCCGGUUGUAUAGUGCUGGUCCAUUGAGAUACCAUGCGCAGUUUUACAUGGAUACUCCACUCAAACACGUUAUUGGCUAUGCUACAAAAUGUUCGAACAUCGAUCAACAUUCUCCAGAAUAUACGAGGAUUUAGAAUAACGUUUAUUCAGUGCUUUGUACUUAUAAAUAAUAACACAGGAACUUUGAUCCGAACGAACAGAUAGAUGAACAAUUGAAGUCAGCAAUUAGCACAAACCAUGUGGGCGGAAGAAUCAACAAAACAUUGGCUCUUUACUGUCAUUCAGUAUUUUAUUCGAUGCUAAGGAGCGAUGGAAACCAUGACAACGUUAUCGCGAAUGAUCACUGGCGUAAUUCUAUAAUCGUGUCUUGAUAUCAUUCGAUAAUUCCCUUCUAUUGAUUUAACCAUUAACUAGAGACCAGUAAAACCAUCUGUUUUAUAUUUAGAUAUAUGCAUAAAGAUUCAAAGUGACAAAAAAAUAUCCACAAGUCUGUGUGACAAGAAGGAUAGCCAAUUGUCAACUGUCCCUUUAUUCCGAGAUAUAUUCCAUCAGUCCCAGCCUUGAUUAGCUACAUACCAAAUAGUUUAAGGUACAAUCGAAGGUUUCAAAGAGCACCAUAUGACUCUUGCACAAAAGAUGUUUAAUCAGCAUUACAACAUUCAAGGCUUACGUAAACCUUUCAAACGGUUUCAUGGUUGACCUCUGGACGAUAUUUUCAAAUUUCACGCAUAAGGGACAAAAAUGAUGUUCAAUACCAUGACCUGUACCAUAUAUGCCCGUGUGUGUACCGAUUAACACUAGAUCUGCAACGGAUCACCUGCGACACAGGUUUUGGAUGAUUACCACAUUGGCGAAACCCACGACACACGUACCGGGAUCAAACUACGAUCGUAGGGUUUUGGCACGACUCAGGGACACAACUCUGCACAGCGAAUUACCACCCUUGCCCCGUAUGCAUGCGUGGACCUAUGUUUACAAUGCAUAUUUGAAAAUGUACACGUUAACCCCUUUGCAUGUAAUAGUGAGCAAAUUUGAUUCCUUAUUGCUACCACAAUCCAAAUAGCUACCAUCGACGUACGUAGACUGUUUUGCUGUUUUAGCUAACCUUGGGCAUGCCCUAAAGGAUCACUGUUUUAACAUAUAUUUAUCUGUGUAAAGCCUAUACUCUCCAUAAAAUGAAGGGGAUAUUAAAAAGUAACAUGAUCACAGAAAUACAAAGAGGUAUGGAGCAGUGUAAUGGAUGGACUAGAAAAAAUAAGGACUAAUUUGUAAGAUGACAACAAACAGAACAUGUUGGUCUUGUAGUGUAAAGGUGCAAGCGACGAAAAAAGAUGACUGGGAUGUGAAAUAAAAGAUGAAAGUUUUUGAUGACUUGAUAAAUAAUUGGUCAUCACCCCAUGGUUGGGCAAACACUUGUGUUUAUCCCGUGGGAUGUCCGAAUAUAUCUUCAAUGACAUUUUGAGGCAGUCUUGUCCAUUCUCUUGCAAUACCUGGCCUAGUUUGGCUAACUUAGCUGAUGGUCUCUGACGUCGGGGUACACGUCUCCCAAUCAUGUCCCCAGAAAUGCUCUGCAGGGGAAAUGUCAGGACACAUGGUUGGCCCCUGCAUUGUGAUAAUGUCUGGUGAUAGUCAGUUACAAACGUACACGGUGGGCACGGGUGUUAUCGCCUAGAAAGACAAAACAUGGACAAGCAUGGGGCGGAAACGGCACAACGUAUGGCGCCAGCAUGUUGUCUCGGUAGUACUGUAGAGUGACCUCUCCGUGGACGAUACGGAGUGGCAUUUUGUCAUGAUCCAGCCCCAUACCAUCAACGACCAACCCUCGAACCUGUCAUGUUGCCUAACGUUGAAUUCGUAUGACGCCAGCAGACACGUUCACGACUAGCUAGAAAAGUAACCAGCGAAUUGAUUGGAUGUUUGGGCUCAAUUUCUUAAAGCCUGGUUUCUGAUUAUUCGAUCUUAAACUUGUGUUUGUGACCCAUGGCGCCCUUGUGUUCGCAGAAACAUGUUCAAAAGUCUGAAAAUCACCACAGACUCGGACACACUGAACAUAUUGGCUACCUCUCGCUGCGUUCCACCAGUUUGAAGCAUGCCAAAAAACCCUUAGGCAUUCAUCACGUUGAAGACGACGCAUUCCCAGUCUAAACACAAAUGUUGCUUUAAAGCAAGAGUAGGAAGCUAACGCGUAUGCCUGGAGCGCGCCGGUGGUUCGUUCCCCUUGCCGAGCGAUACUUUCAAAACAACCCUGUUACCCUGCUCUGCAUUAAGGGUUAGAAACAAGGACUGGUAAGUUUAGAGUAAUUGUAUCUCAGUGGCUAGCACUACAGAACCGGCAAAUAUUCGGACCAGUACGAGCAUCCGCCCCCUGUUGCAUGCAUAUCAGUGUAUGAGCAAUAUAAUCUUGUACGUGAUGUCACAACCCGUCACAACUCUCAUUUCCCUGUGUUCAGUUUCGGCUAUACCAUGGUCAUUUUAAGUUCUCAUUCGCUUCCACACCAAGCAACACGACAAGAAAGGAAAUAUUUUUUAAAUAUGCUUGCGCAACAAAACACACACACACACACACACGCACGCACGCACGCACGCACGCACGCACGCACGCACGCACGCACGCACACACACACACACACACACACACACACACACAUGAAGCCUACGAACCCCAGAAAGCAUUUCAUUUUAUGAGUAUUCAUAUAAUAGACACAGUUUGUUUUGCAGUAUUGCUUUCAUUAUUCUUAUUGUUGUGUUUUCUGUAUAAAUAGUGGAUCUCGUG